AGCCACCAGGAGAUACACCACAAUCACCAGGAGACGUGCCACAGUCACUGGCAGACGCGCCACAGUCACCAGCAGACAUGCCACAGUCACCAGCAGAUGUGCUACAGUCACCAGGACAUGUGCCACAGUCACCAGGAGAUGUGCCACAGUCACCAGUAAGUGUGCCACAUUCACCUAAAGAAGUCCCAUACAUACCAGGAGAUGUGCUACGUUCACCUGGAGACAUGCCACGCUUGCUGGGAAACAUGCCACACUCACUUGGAGACUUGCCUCUGUUACCACAAGACAGGCUUGACUCUCCCCAAAAUGAUGUACAGAACCAUGACACUCCCAUGGAUAUCUCAACUCCAUCCUCUCCAAGCUGCUCUCCCAGCCCACAAUCUCCACAGUCUAAAAUUUCCUUAGAGAAAGUUUCUUGGCUCUCUGCCAUAGAAACUCCAGCCAGAAAAGAGAUACCAUUCUCAGAGCCUGCCAACCCCGGGUCUGCCCAGGUACAAGCACGAACACCACAAGGUGGUUUAUACAACAGACCAUGCCUGCACAGACUGAAGUACUUCUUACGACCUCCAGUGCAUCACCUCUUCUUCCAGACACUCAUACCAGAUAAAGACACGAGAGAGAGCAAGGGUCAAAAAUUAGAACCCAUCCCUCAUCGAAGACUAAGAAUGGUAACAAACACCAUUGAAGAAAAUUUUCCCCUGGGAACUGUGCAGUUUUUGAUGGACUUUGUGUCACCCCAGCAUUAUCCACCCAGAGAAAUUGUGGCUCAUAUCAUCCAGAAAAUCCUGCUCAGUGGCUCUGAGACCGUGGAUGUCCUAAAGGAGGCCUACAUGCUUCUCAUGAAAAUUCAACAGCUACAUCCAGCUAAUGCCAAGACAGUGGAGUGGGACUGGAAGCUGCUCACUUAUGUCAUGGAGGAAGAGGGGCAAAAUCUGCCUGGGCGAGUCCUUUUUCUGCGUUAUGUGGUCCAGACGCUGGAAGAUGACUUCCAGCAGACCCUGAGGAAGCAACGACAGCACCUGCAGCAAUCCAUUGCAAGCACUGUGCUGUCCUGUGAUAAGCAGCCCCACAAUGUCAGGGAUGUUAUCAAGUGGUUGGUCAAAGCAGUAACUGAAGACGGAUUAACUCAGCCCCCAAAUGGGAAUCAAACCUCUUCAAUAACAGGAAUCUUGAGGGGCAGCAGUAGCCACCCUUCUCCCCAGCCUACCCUGACGAAGAACACCAAUCAGCUGAUUGUGUGCCAGCUGCAGAGGAUGCUGUCCAUAGCUGUAGAGGUAGACAAGACCCCCACCUGCAGCUCCAAUAAAAUUGCUGAGAUGAUGUUUGGGUUUGUGUUGGACAUUCCUGAGAGAAGUCAAAGAGAGAUGUUCUUUACUACCAUGGAAAGCCACCUGCUGCGCUGCAAAGUGUUGGAAAUCAUAUUCCUCCACAGCUGCGAGACACCCACCCGCCUGCCCUUGUCUCUGGCCCAGGCCCUCUAUUUUCUGAACAAUUCUACAUCACUGCUCAAGUGUCAGUCGGAUAAAACCCAGUGGCAGACAUGGGAUGAGCUGGUUGAGCAUCUGCAGUUUCUGUUAUCCAGUUAUCAACAUGUUUUAAGAGAGCACUUACGGAGUUCAGUGAUUGAUAGGAAAGACUUAAUAAUCAAAAGGAUUAAGCCCAAGCCCCAGCAAGGAGAUGACAUCACAGUGGUAGACGUGGAGAAACAGAUUGAGGCCUUCCGCGGCCGCCUGAUCCAGAUGCUGGGGGAGCCACUGGUCCCGCAGCUCCAGGACAAAGUGCACUUGUUGAAGCUCCUGCUCUUCUAUACCGCAGACCUGAACCCCGACGCAGAGCCCUCUCCUGAGAACUGGAGCAGCCCCUGAGGUCCUCCUAAGCACUGAACACCAAGAAUACCUCCUGAACUCUAUCUCCAACUACUUGGAAGUUGUAAAAGUAUGAAAAGUAGUUAAAAACCUUACAGGACCAAACCUAUCUUAUUUAUCUGCAGGUUAUGCUAACUUUCUCUUUAGUAAAUACCUUUUUUUGAUAAUCCUAGCCUAGCCUAUUCUCAAAUAUGGCUUACUAUACAAGGUGUAUAUAUUUUUUAAUAAAUUAUUUAUCUAUACUUUUUUUGAAAAGGUAAUACUAUAUGCACUAUAUGUUUAACAGUUCUAUUCAAGAUGUGAAAAAACCCCUCUGCUGAACAAAUCCUAGACAUCAAUGUUACGUCAUUCAAGGUACGGACAACCUGUUUCGAAAGAGAAAGAUCCGUUUCUCCCUAAUGGAACACAAACAUCCUAUAUUAGACCUUUUAUAUUGCCUAUAAAUUUGACUUUGUGGCCAGUCUAUUAAGAUCUAAUGUAAUGUGGGGGGCUAGAAACAAAAAGGAUUGAGUGUGUUACAAAAAAUUUGAUGUUAAAAGCAAUCAAUCAAUAAAAAGGCAAUGGUUUUUCAAAAUACCAAGUUUACCAUGCUUAAGUUCCAUGACUGAGUAGGCAGAAUGGAAUAACUGCUCUUAACAGGACAAAAAAACAGCUAUGCACAUUUGAGAAAGCAGUAAGGAUUUUUAUUGUCAAAACAAGAGAUACAAGCAUAACAGAAGACAUAAAUAAAUUAAUUGUUCUGGUCAUUUUAGACUCCAGGUCCUCUCUGGAAAGGUCAGCUCAGCUCCUAAUGUAGACACAAUCCUGUCCAAAGCCAAAGACAGCAGGAAUGUAAGACAGUGUUCAAGACAACAACUGAACGUGUACAGUGAGGAGAAGUGACACGGUGGCUUCCCGAGUUCGUUUCCUCAGUAAAGUUAAGUUUAUAUGAUGGUAGGAGGCUCAUUUUAGGGAAAAAUGAUUGCAUACAGAACAUUUUUUUAAUUCUUCCACCUCCCAGAAAAAAGUUUCAGGUCCUGGCCUGAACAAGGAAAUCAAAAUAGGGUGACGUUAGUUUCACACGAACCUCAACGCUAUAAUCUAACUGUAGUUACCACCUUCUUUACUU
Messenger RNA from Ceratotherium simum simum (southern white rhinoceros), 2973 nucleotides. The record is from RefSeq and is a predicted model, not a curated record. NCBI's taxonomy places the organism in Eukaryota, Metazoa, Chordata, Mammalia, Perissodactyla, Rhinocerotidae.